CCGCCACCGCCGUGGAUCUCUAUGGUGACCAUAGAGCGGAGGAGCAGCGCGCGUGGCCCGUCGGGACGCGGGGGUGCCGGCAGCGCUCCGCCUCCGCCUGGUGCCGCCCGCCGUGCCGGUGACGCUCGUGGGGCUGCGACGCCAUUGGCCGGGCGUGACCCGGCAGCGCUCGGCAAAGGGGCGGGCGGGGCGGUGACACGGCGUCGCCGCGGACAGCGCCCGUCACUGCCGCCCACCGCGCCUGCCUGCGCGCACAGACCCUGCCCCGGCCGCCGUCAGCCCCGCGGGGGCGGCAGCGACCGCUGGGGACCGGGCGGGGCCCUCACGGCGAGAGCUGAGGUCGGGGGUGUGUUACAGUUACCGCCCACUCGAGGGGAUGCUGUGGCCUCGGGUGUUCCUGGCAGUUCGGGGUGCUGCCAUACGGGAAACCCGCGCCUCGGGGAGAAAGAAUCACAGAGUCAGUUAGAUUGAAAAAGAC
Messenger RNA from Neopelma chrysocephalum (saffron-crested tyrant-manakin), 478 nucleotides. Its product is annotated as translation initiation factor IF-2-like. The record is from RefSeq and is a predicted model, not a curated record. The coding region runs from base 22 to 471 and encodes 149 amino acids. The transcript has 2 exons. NCBI's taxonomy places the organism in Eukaryota, Metazoa, Chordata, Aves, Passeriformes, Pipridae.